AUGCUCACCGGACACGUGGACAGCAGACCCUGUCUGAGCAACAUCGCUCAUAAUUCAAAAGAAGCGGACCAGCUGCCAGCUGUUCCGGUCCUUAGUAUUAUCCACUUCACCUUCCACGCUGGAGUCAACAUCUCAGAGCCAUCGCAGCUAGCAUCUAUACUAUGGCAAAAAUCUUUGAAGUUUGUCUCGACAAUUCCCGGUUUUCAACAGCUGUAUUGGGCCCCAGUCGACACCGCUUCGCAAGAUCAACAAGUGAUCAUUCUAAUCCAGUGGGAUAGCGGUCAUGGCUGGAAACUGUUCCAGUCGUCCUUGGGCUUUACCAUGAUACUAGGUUAUAUACAAAGUAUCUCCAACCUGUGUAUCCAGCUUACUCUACCCGCCAAUCUCUUCAACUUUGAUAGUGUCCUCGAGAUAGUCUCAUUCCAGUUCUCUGAUACACUGUCUACAGCUCAGAUUGAUCAGACAUCAGAUUUCAGAUCCAAAUGGGAAUCAACAAUUUCUCUAUACCCCAGCAGUGUUACCACGGAGUCCGAGUUGAUACAUUAUUGUGGAGAAUGGCUUGAAUUAGAUUACCCCUCUGAAGAUCGAUUCUUUGUCGGGUUGCUAUUCUGGAAAUCGAACACUGAGGUGGGUAAUCAACGUCGACUUCGAGAAGCAAAUUUUCACAAUCUCGGGCACCACAUAGCAGACCUUGUGAAAGAUACAACAGGUGUGGUGUCGGCGUGCACAAACCACCUCAAUAAAGUGUCUUUCGAAUCUGCUACGCCACGACAAUUUGAUGCUUCUCCAACUCCAAUCGCUAUGCAGUUUGAAACAAAUCACCCUGUUUUUCGGACGCCCGUUAAGCCUGAAUACAAUGUGAAUGAAUUUACAUUCUCGGAAAACAAGGACCAGCUCCAUCUGGAAUCUAUGAGACAAGCGAGACGAACCCCUCCUCAGCGCAUUGCCGGCGGACCCGCUGGUGGUUGGUGUCCUAUGGGAACACUUUCUCAACAUCAUUUGCCCCAACGGACUACACAUCAACAACAACAAAUACAAUCAAUCCACAGUCCUUGGUCUGCCAUAAAAGCACUGGGCCAAGGAUUGCUAAGCCAGGGGAGGCCCAUUGACAAUCACAAUCAUUCUUUGUCUGAUCAAAGUGAGCAAACCGGCACGGUACAAUUCGUCUCAGUAUUCGGCUGCGAGAAAGAAGGGGCUCGAGAGGAGUGGUACAGCGACUUUGCCCAACGUGCUCAAACCCAGUAUGAUCUGUUGGGUCAUAUCGUUGAUUGGCUACGAACCUUAUCCAAACACAUCACGAUGCAGUGUCUACGAUUGGAAAACGAUGAUCCUUGGAUGACUGCAGACAAGCAGGCAAAAAGGGAACGCCCGCCUUCGCCGGUUCCUCCGUCUAUAUUUGACAUACCCUGGGCUAAUAAUUCCAAAGACGGAUUUUGGCAGGUGAAAAGUUUGUGA
Messenger RNA from Penicillium egyptiacum, 1455 nucleotides. The record is from the annotation of a GenBank genome assembly. Lineage: Eukaryota; Fungi; Ascomycota; Eurotiomycetes; Eurotiales; Aspergillaceae.